CGUGGCUUUAUCAAGAUAUUACAGUCGCGAUUUCAAGGGUUGUAGGAAAAUUUGCGAAAAACUUUUGAAAACCGAUCCUGAUAAUGAAGUGAGUACAAAUUAAAAUUUAUCCGCUUUUCAUUAAUGGCAUGUUGGCUUUUGAAUAUGAGAGCAAUCACGGAGGAUAUGGUUGGUGACGACGAGUUUUACACGGAGUUUAACCUUUUUGAUGUCGCAUUCCAUGAUCAAAAUCCUGUCGACAGUUGUUUUCUUCGUUUCUCAUCAGAUAACUUCAAAUCAGCUACCAGUAGUUUAAGUCGGGCUGUACGUCCAUCAAAUCUAACCAGUCGCCCAUUAACAGGUGUUUAUAAUACAAACAGUACAGAGACGUAUACAAAUUCUAUCGAAACAGUUAUUCGUAACACUUCAAGACCUAUAACUGCUCAUUAUAAUAAAUGCCAAAGAAAAAGAACCACUGCUCAGUUAACGAAGUAUACUCAGAAUUUGGAAGUAGCAUGUUCAUUAUUCGAAUAUUUAUUCUAUGUUGCUAAAGAAUAUCGUGAAGCGCUCAAUUUGACGAAUUUAAUAUGUGCCACUAAUAACAAGGCCAGUAAUCAGGUAUCGAAAUUAUUGUAUAAUGAACCUGUUGAGGUAAAUUGGUGGUGGUAUUUGCAGCAAGCACGUUGUUUAUAUUGUCUAGGACUUAAACGAGAAGCUGAAUGUUCAGUCAGUCAAUCAUUAGAAUUAAAUCCAAGUAUAGAAGCAUAUACACUUCAAGCAUUUGUUGCAAUACAGCUUGAUCAGCCCGGUCGUGCACUUGGCAUUUAUGAUAAAGGUUUGGAACGAUUUCCUCAUGAUAUUGAUCUAUUAACUGGUAAAGCUAGAAUAUAUCAGAAGUUAAGCAAUGCCUCACAAUCGGUUGCUUUAUACAAGGAAAUAUCUCAAAUAGACGAUAUGAACGUUGAGAGUUUGGCUUCAAUUGCAAUGCAUUAUUUUUAUGAGGAUGAACCAGAAGUCUCACUAAAGUAUUAUAGACGUAUUCUACAAUAUGGAUAUGAAUCAACUGAAUUAUAUAAUAAUUUAGGAUUGUGCACAUUUUAUACUCAACAAUAUGAUCUAUGCUUAUCAUUUUUCAAUCAAGCUAUUGCACUAAGUGAUACAACGAAUUUAGCAGAUAUUUAUUAUAACCUGGGACAUAUCGCAAUUAAUAUUGGAGAACUUCAAAUGGCCUAUCAUUGUUUAUAUCUCUCUAUUAUGAAUGAUAAUAAUCAUGCAGAAGCAUACAAUAAUUUAGGUGUACUAGAACAGAAAUGUGGGAAUAUAGAUAUGGCUAAAGAAUUAUAUAAAACAUCGUGUCAGUUAACCUUUGAUUUGUUUGAACCACAUCACAAUUUAGCUUUUCUAACAGAAACUCUUGGUGAAUUACAAACAAGUUAUAAUUUAACAAAAUAUUCAUUAAAUUUAUUUCCAAAUCAUAAAGAUUUACAGAAUCUAUUAUUUCGUUUAAAAGAACAUUUUACUUCAAUUUGAUGAUGAUGUAAUACAUAUAUAUUUGUGAAAAUUAAAAAAUAUAGAAUAUUCAUAUUUGCAUUACUGAUUAAAUGCUUAUUCUAUAAAUAAAUACUUAUGUUCAGAAGCGGUUUUGUGGAGAUUUUAGAAAUUUCACUGGCUUCGAAUCUCUCAGGGUGCGGGAUCAUGGGAGUCCCAUACUAGGACGAGACGGCCGUUUACUGCUUCCAUGUUUUCCAUGGUGGUCUAGCUUCAAUUGACCCAUGAUUUCAAUCAAUGAAAUACUUAUAUUUAAUAUUAAUUAUUUGCUUUGUUUAUAUAAAUAUAUCAAUAUAAAUGAUCAAUAUUUGUUUGAUAUAAAGUGUUUUAACCAUAUAUCCAAAAUAUCCCUAUGAUCUGGUGUUUUGGUGUUUGGAUUUAAUUAUCCUCUAGAUAUUUCAACUAUAUAUCUGUUUUUUUUUGCUUGUUUUUUAACACAUUACUAUGUCAGUUAAUUGCAUAAUCUAUUCAACUGUGUUUAUGAAAAUUUUUCAACUAUCUGUUGUACAAGUUAUAAAAAUGCUCAAUUACAGACAUCAUGGUUGUUGGCAAUAUGUCUAUUGCUAGACUGUUAACUUCUAACCAGCGAUCACUAAAUAUUUG
This is a messenger RNA of Schistosoma guineensis, 2130 nucleotides long. The record is from the annotation of a GenBank genome assembly. Lineage: Eukaryota; Metazoa; Platyhelminthes; Trematoda; Strigeidida; Schistosomatidae.